Haliotis rubra (blacklip abalone) is the source of this 2735-nucleotide messenger RNA. RefSeq names its product retinoblastoma-associated protein-like. The record is from RefSeq and is a predicted model, not a curated record. The transcript is spliced from 20 exons. Gene Ontology annotation, cellular component: Rb-E2F complex; chromatin; nucleus. Lineage: Eukaryota; Metazoa; Mollusca; Gastropoda; Lepetellida; Haliotidae. Gene Ontology annotation, molecular function: RNA polymerase II transcription regulatory region sequence-specific DNA binding. Bases 1 to 1905 code for a protein of 634 amino acids. Gene Ontology annotation, biological process: cell morphogenesis involved in neuron differentiation; negative regulation of G1/S transition of mitotic cell cycle; regulation of transcription by RNA polymerase II.
AUGACAGGUUUCUAUGGGAAGUUUGAGUGCAGCUUAUUCAGCAGAACUGCACGAACCCUUCUUCCACGAACUGCCGCUUUUGUCGAUGGAGACCUGGAUCUGGAGAGGCUGAUAGAACAGUAUGACGAGCGACAUAAAAAGGAAGGGGAUAUCAACGAGAUGCUUUUUCUCCGACAUGACAGUCACCUCAUACCCUCCGACCAUAACAGGAACAGAACCAGUCUGGAGCAGUCCUGUGUGUCGGGAUCUCCACAGAUGAUGACACCUGUCAGAGCUGCCAUGAACACUGUUCAGCAACUGAAGGCCAUUCUCAGCAAUCAGGCCAGUGAUCAGGCCAGUGACAAGCUCCUCUGUUACUUUAAGAACUGUGCAAUCGACCCAACUACCUCAAUCGCAGAAAGAGUGAUGGAACUCGAGAGAGUGUUCACGUCCAAUUUCACGUCCAGUCAGAUGACCAUUGCGGAACAGCGUUUCACCAUGGUCAAGAGGUUGUACUACAGAGUGAUGGAGUCCAUGUUGGACAUGGAGCACGAGAGGUUGUCCACGAAUGACUUCAGCAAGCUUCUGUGUUCGGACAGUUUCCAUCGAUCUCUCCUUGCUGCCUCGGUGGAGAUAGUGCUGAUGACAUAUGGGCUUUCGUGCAAUCCCUCCCUCGGUGAGAUUGGUCGGGAAGACUCCCAGUUCUGCUUCCCGUGGGUGCUGAAUGUGUUCAAUCUCCAGGCCUUCGACUUCUUCAAAGUGCUGGAGAGCUACAUCCGAGCGGAACCCAAGCUCACCAGAGAAAUUAUCAAACACUUGCAGUGGGUUGAGACACAGAUCUUGGAGAGCAUUGCUUGGAAAGAGGGAUCAUCGUUAUUUAGUGCUAUCGAAAACUCGGACAUCAUGAUGACACAACCGCAGUCUCCGUCAACUUCGUCUCCAAACUCCCACAACACAAACACAGCUGCAGACAUGUAUCUUUCACCUAUGCAUCCACGGUCAGGUAUCAUUCCUCCAUCAGCAACAAAUGGCACCUUUCCUGUGAACUCCAGUCCUUCCUCCAGAGGAGCUGGGAAUCCGGGCGGUCAAGAUGGAGCGUCCGCUCCAGCACCAAGGCGAUCUCAGUCUCUCAACCUUUUCUUCAGCAAAGUUGGGAGGACAGGAUUUCACAAACUCCAGAAGUUGUGCACCAUGCUGGAAGUGACCAAGGAUGUGCAACAAAAGAUCUGGACAUGUUUUGAAUACUGCAUCACUAACAAGCCAGCACUGAUGAAAAACAGACACAUCGACCAGAUCAUGAUGUGUUCGCUGUACGGGAUCUGCAAGGUGGUUGAGAAGGAGAUCAAGUUCAAGACGAUCGUCCACAUGUACAGGAACUUAGCAAAUGUGGAUCAAUCGGUGUACAAGAGUGCCUUCAUUCAUGGGAGUGAGUUCGACUCUAUCAUCGGAUUCUACAACAAAGUUUUCAUGCAGAAUAUGAAGACCUACAUUCUUCAGUUCUCAGUCAACAGGCCCAUGGCCCCGACACUAUCUCCAGUUCCAAAGCAGAUGAUGUCACCCCGCACUGCCUCCCCAGCGUACAGUAUUCAGGGCAGGAAGAGGUUCUAUGUGUCACCGCUGAAGGAGUCGCCAUUCAAGUUGCCGCCCUCACCGAGUCAGCUGACGCCAAGGAGCAGUCUGCUAUACAGUUUCGGGGAAGGUCUUGGAUCGUCCGAGAAGCUGAGGAACAUCACAGAGAGUCUCUCCGCAUACAAACGACAGUCAGCGCCAAGAAGUCUGAAGCGCCUCCGCUUUGAUCAGGUCUCAGCAGACGAUGAACAGUGUGUCCCUGAAACUUGCCCUAAAGUUGUGAAGAGAAUCGCCAUGGAUGUCUCUCCUCACAAGUCUCCAGCCCACACCAGUAAAGAGCCCAAGAAGACGAAUUGACGUAAUCCCCGCUGACAAACUUCACAGCCUUAACUCUUCUUGUUUACUAAGAAAAUGGAAUUAUUAAACUGUAGUGCUAGUUAUUCAAAUGGAUUAAUUAUGUAUAAAGGAAAUUUUGUUUCAGAAUAGUAUUUUAAUAUUGAAUUUUUUUAAGGUAUAAUGAUGAAUUUUAAAUACUAGAUAGUUAUUUAUUUUAAGGCUCUUACAUGUUGUUAACAAAAUUCAGAUGUGUGUAUUUGUUAUAGUUGUUUUUAAUUAAUAACAGAUUGCCAAAAUAUUUAUGGAAAAACAUUUGGUAGAAUUGUACAUUUUAAGUAAAAUUUGUUUUAUGUAUUAAAUAAUGGUUUCAGCAUGUUGAAAGGGAGUAUACUACUGAACUGUGUUUUCUUUGAGGAUUCCUUCGACAAAUUCUGUACGUUUUAAUGAAAAUUUGACCGAAUUCUUUAAGAAUCAUAGUUUUGUUUUUUGUUACAGAUAUGCAAUCUUUUUCUUGUAAAGAAAUGAACUUUAAUGAAAAACAGGCAGAUUUGUAUUGAAGUGAUAAGUUACUGUAAAACAUUAAAACUAUCAUUUAUGCUUUUGUUGCAAUACCCCUGUCGAAUCCAGUACAUAAAUGACGACUAGCUCCCAUUCUUUAAUUCACCUAAGCAAUAUUUCCUAUGGAAAUAGUUUGUGAUGAUAAAUACACUUCACCUCUCACAAAGUAGAGCUUCUUAUUGAUUAAGGCACUUUGGUAGCCCUGCCGUGUUAAAGUGCUACAGUAAGAGGCGACUAAUGGGAUCGGGUGGCCAGUCUCGCUGACUGGGUUGACACAUGUCAUCGUAUCCUAA